UCCUUUUGAGACUAGUUUUGGCGGUCCAUGAGCUUCCUGGCUCGUUUGGACCAAUCUACGAGCAUGAACUUGUAACAUCAAUCAAUCAUACAUAUCCUAGAACCCUGGUCGAGUUCAAGAAACUCAUUUACCUUGCCCGAGUCCGCGAAUGCUGGCGCGAGGAGCCUCUGUUUGCGCAGCGAGGCCUCUUGCGCUGAGGAGCCGCUGCACAGCGGCACCGGCACCAAGAGCGGCCACAGCAAUGGCGGCCGUGACUGCUGCCCAAAAGCGCCCCGUGCUGCUACUUGACAUCAUGGAUACGGUGGUCUAUGAUCCGUUCUUCAAAGAGAUGCCGGUGUUUUUCAAUAUGUCCUUCAAGGAGCUGCUGGCUGCCAAGCACCCCACCGCCUGGGUGGAGUUCGAGUGCGGCGAGAUCACAGAGGAGCAGCUGCUGGCCAAGUUCUUUGCGGACGGGCGCCACGUGGACGGCGCGGCGCUCAAGCAGAUGAUGGUGUCCAGCUACCGCUACCUGGACGGCAUGCCCGAGCUGCUGCGGCGGCUGGGCGCGGCGGGCUACCCGCUGCACGCCUGCUCCAACUACCCGGCCUGGUGGCGGCUGAUUGAGGACAAGCUGGCGCCCAGCCAGUACCUGGCCUGGAGCUUUGUAAGCUGCGAGGGGCCCAUGAAGGGCUUCCGCAAGCCCUCCCGCGAGGCCUUCGAGGCCUGCCUGCGCGCCCUGGACGUGCCGGCGGCCGAGGUGGUGUUUGUGGACGACCGCGCCGUCAACGUGGAGGCGGCGGCGGCGGCCGGGCUGGACGGCAUCCUGUUUGAGGGCGCGGAGGCACUGGAGGCGGCACUGCGGGCGCGGGGGCUGCAGUUCUGAGGGGGCGCUUGGAGCUUGGAGGUUGGGAGAGGGCGGCAGGGCGCGGGUGCGGGUGCGAAGGACGAGCAUGAGGGGAGCGUGGGUGGAGUGGGGGGCGCUUCCACCCCACGCCCACACCUCACACCCCCACACUAGUAUUAUCACUUAUAUGUACGAUAAUGAGAGGAGCGUGUGCGACGAAGCAUUUGAGAGAGUGCGCGUGGACAAACAGCGAGACCUGAAGAAGGCGAGAGGGCGGGGAGCUGCGUGUAAUCAUACGGCUGGAAGACGUGAGGCGUGCGCGUGGUCGUGUCAGCGCUUUUGCCAUCGUGCAUUGCGCUUUGUAACAUUAUGCACUU
Molecule: messenger RNA, 1200 nt
Organism: Chlamydomonas reinhardtii
Lineage: Eukaryota; Viridiplantae; Chlorophyta; Chlorophyceae; Chlamydomonadales; Chlamydomonadaceae
Exons: 7
Coding region: 242-862 (206 amino acids)
Source: RefSeq, a predicted model, not a curated record